Molecule: messenger RNA, 9903 nt
Organism: Pelobates cultripes (western spadefoot toad)
Lineage: Eukaryota; Metazoa; Chordata; Amphibia; Anura; Pelobatidae
Source: the annotation of a GenBank genome assembly
CCAGAGACCCCAGCUAUAACCAGGGGAGCCAGAGCCCCUGCCUGGAGCCCAAACCAGGGGUUACAACUAUGAGGCCACAGCCAAUUGCUUGUUAAUGCAUUAAUUAGUUUCUCAUAAUUUAUUAUUUAUAUAGCGCCAUCAGAUUCUGUAGCGCUGUACAUGAAUUGCUCCCUCUAAUUAAUAUAUUGUGAUUAUUAAUCUAAAGAAUGUUAAACUCCGCGCUGUAUAAUGGGCAAGGUUGGGACAAUAUUAUAUUUAGAAUUUGAUUUAAUAAAUAUUUUCUGAUUAUCAGGUAAUGGUAUACGACGCCGUGCUGCGCGUUUCACACGUUGGCGCAAUGCUGGUAAUUUUAUUCACCCUCGUUCUUUCUACCACAGUAAUAAUAAUAAAUCCUCUGUUUUGUGUUGCAGCACUAUACUUUGAAAAGCAGACGCUAAAGAACACCCUUUACAAAGGUAAUACUUCUCCCUUUAUCAAUAAUAUUCAUUUAUUAGCUUGCUGUAAUUCCCUGGAUCGUGCCUCAUAUUCAUUAGCGGUUAGGCUUGAUAGGCUAUAGACACCAUAACAACGACAUGAAGCUGUAAAUGUUUUGGUGACUAUAUAGUGUGCCUUUAAGGUUUCAUGGAUGAAGAGAAAGAGAAAUGUUUUUUUAGAUUUUAGGAGCCAAUGUGGACUUUCCAGGCAUUAGUGAGAGGUCCAGCCCCAGGACUCUGUAUAAAACACAACCACUAAACCGGCUACACGUUGCUAGCAGUAGUAGUGGAUACAGUAAGCGUUGCAAUGAGGUUACCUGUGUCUUGGUACAUUCUUAUUAAUAAUUUUACUAAACUUAUUCUGCUCCGUUUGACACCCCUUCUUUGUGAAAUGAGCCAUGUCUUGGAGAGCGACACAGCCUGGUACUAUGUGACAUCAGUUUCUUCAGUCACAAGCAGAAAUUUUUAAUUCAGGAUUAUAUUCCCUCCAAGAUAAGUUUUAUUUAGUUUUAAGAAAGGUAUGUUGCCAGGGUGCCAAUACACAAGAUGUUGUUUUCCCGGUUUGCUGCAGUGUAUUGGCAUCACCGUGAUGGGACCAUGUACCAUUCUGUUACCUGGCUCAGGUUUUUUUUUUUUUUUUGCACCAUAUUAGUCUAUACAUAGAUUAGCUGGCUGCCGCCCGAGGCCUUCUGGAUAUAUUUGAACUGCACGUUUAUCUCAUCUCAAUUUGAUAUUUUAGGUAUUCACUCCAUCCUGCUAAACCUGUAUUCAGGAAAAGUGUAUUAUUACUUUAAUUAUGGUAGAAUCAAAUAUGUCGCACCAAUUGGUGAAGCAUUUUCUGAGCCGGUGACUCCCAGUCCUGAAGGUGCUGGUGGUCCUUCGUCAGUAUCGCCAGUGGAUCAGAAUGUGGAACUGUCUAAAUACUGGACUGGAAUCACAAUGUAAACUUGAGAGGUUAUUUGCGAAAAAGAUUUUCAGCUUGCUUAAUGUGGUACAAGAUUAGCAAAUCCCUUGUCUGUUUCACCGCAGAUCCCUGUUAAUGACCACCAUUUAAUUACUUGGGAGGCGCCGUUCUGUAUGCUGACAGAUUUAUCUUUUAUUAACGAUAAUCCAUGUGAAUCUAAGGGCCUCCAUCGUAGUUUGUUUUAUUCUUGCUCUAUUUGUAUUUCAUCUAACUUUUUAUUAUUAUUAUUCCCCCUCCCCGUAGAAUGUCUUCUGGAGCGCUAUUCCCCAGCCUUGUACCAGGCUCCAGGGGGUCUACCAGCAAGUACUUGGUGGAAUUCCGAGCUGGUAAGAUGUCCUUAAAGGGUAGCACUGUGACACCGGACAAACGGAAGGGCCUUGUCUACAUUCAGCAAACGGAUGACUCCCUUAUUCACUUCUGCUGGAAAGACAGAACUUCUGGAAAUGUGGAUGAUGUAAGUCACGUACUUCUAGAAUUGUUCUAUUGGGCAAGGGACUCCAGCUUGAGACUUGCAGUCAAAAGUCACCUUCUGUCAUAAAAAAAAAAAAAGGCUUUAAAUGUCUUUCAACCCGACCAAUUAAACUGCUGUUAUGCUUGUUUCUGAGUCUUGAGCUGUAAAUGGAGAAAGGUGUUUUUAAAAGCUUCUUACUGUGCACAGCCUGUGAGCUCACAUUUUAUUAUACUUGUCCUCAUUCUGUGCAGCCAAUAUCUGUUCUCUGUUUCACUUAGCAAGCUUCCGUAUCGACAUUUUAUAAAGCUUUGCCGCUUUCUCUUGCAGGACCUGAUCAUAUUCCCAGAUGACUGCGAGUUUAAGAAAGUGACACAGUGCACCACUGGACGCGUGUUUGUGUUGAAAUUCAAGGCUGGAUCCAAGAGACUGUUUUUCUGGAUGCAGGUCAGUUAGAUGGAAUUAUUUUAUGAUUCCUGUUUAGUGAGAGGUCAUUUCUCAGAAGGUUUAAUUGCAAGAGGUUAAAUCUGUUUGCCACAGUUUAGUCAAAUUCUCUGUUGACGUUAAUUAACUUAAUGAGUGGGGUUUGCCAGUUGGUUGCCAUGUCCGGUACUGACUUUUAUUUUUUAUUUUUUUUCUUGCACAUGCAUUAAACAUUAAAACCACAAGUAUAAAAUGCCAGGCUUUGUUUUAGUGGCACUAAUAUUGGUCUGUUAGUGUGCAGCAUCAGUUCUAGAACUGAGACGUGGGUUAGGGGGUACUUGCCUCAAAGAAUCUGAACUCCCAUCACUUCUAUCCCUAGUGUCCAUGUUUAAGGAAGAAGUUAAAAUGGUUUCCCCUUGUUUUAUGUACACAGGAACCAAAGACCGAUAAGGAUGAGGAGAAUUGCCGCAAGGUAAAUGAGUACCUGAAUAACCCUCCGAUGCCCGGUGCUCUAGGGGGAAGUGGCAGUGGAGGUCAUGAGCUUUCUGCUCUCGGAGGUGAGUGCCUGACAUUUGUCAGCAGAUAUUAUCACCAAUUGUCUAUCUCAGAGGUGCCCAAUAGGGUAGUUCCCCAGAUGUAUUUAAACUACAGCCUCCAUGAUGCUUUGUCAUUCUAAAGGCAUGCAAAGCUUUAUGGGAGUUGUACUUCUCAUAACAUCUGGGGAUCUACCUCAGGGGCACAAUGCCACUUUGUAUACCUGGUGUUAUGGUGUGGGCACUGCCAUGCUCUGUUUAUGCUUAGCUUAUUUUCUAUCUGUAUUUUGUGGUCUGUAGGAGAAGGUGGAUUGCAGAGCCUCCUGGGAAACAUGAGCCACAACCAACUGAUGCAGCUGAUUGGACCCACAGGCCUUGGGGGACUAGGUAAAGUAUCUUAUGCCCUUGGCUGAAACAGCUUAUACGAUCCAUCAUCCUGUACUGGGAUUGCUGCCUUAAAUAACAUUUUCUAUAAACUAGUGUCAUUCAAUUAAGGUGUUCUCUGUAUAUAAACCUUGUGUGUUUAUGUAAACAAGUAGCUCUGUAGUUACAACUCCCAUGACCCUCAGCCUUUCUGUGUCAAGACAGACUGGUUUUGAGUAGUAUGAGACUUCCAGUUUGGAAGCUGUGGAUAAUCUGUGUCUUGUGUCUCACAGGAGGCCUGGGAGCCCUGACUGGACCUGGAUUGGCCAGUUUAUUGGGGAGUGGGGGCCCCACAACAAGCAGCUCAUCCUCUAGGUGAGUGCUGUCUGAUGAAACUGUGUCAGUUUGUCAUUCAAAUUAUUUGUUCCAUUUAUGUUGUUAAACUCUUUUUCUGUAAAACAUAAAACAUGGUUUGAUAUAAGGCCUCACUGUUGAUGAGAGCAGCAUCCACUCUUAAGUAAGGAUAACCUGUAUGUUUUGUAAAGAUUUGUGAGAAGGCCAAUGACCACAGCAGUCCAAUAUGGGGGGAAAAAGGGAGCAGCAACCACUCUUAAAUAAACAUGCCCUACUGUCGCAUCUCCUAGAAAAUGCAGGUGGCCUGGCUGCAGACCUGCCCAUAUGAUAGUGAAGCCACCGGUUUGCGCAGUGAGAUAGCUGGUCCGGUCCCACAGCACACCCUGGGACUGUUACAUUUAACCUGGGAAAUAAAAGGAUGAUAAAUUAUGUAGUCUGAUCAAAGGAAACAACAAAGGACGAAGGGGUAAACACAUUGGCAAGGUGGCAACAACAGAUGGUGAUUGAAGCAGGACGACGUGCACUCUGCAGUGUAUGAAAACAUUCUGGCGGGGCAGUGAGAGACCUGUGAUGGAGGAGAGAUUUAUAGGGAAUGAAAAUCUAUUGUGGAGUUUCUGAUAUAACGAGAGGUACAGCAGGGUGGGGUAUGCGGUUAUGUAGGUAAAUGCAGUAAUUCUCAUUCUUGUUUUGUUACAUAUACAUGAUAUACAGUGUGACUGACAGUCGUUUUACCCAUUAUAAAAGCAUUUCAUUGUAGUUGCUGCUGUUUGGCAAAUCCCAAGCAUAUUUUGCAGCUUUACAUCAGGACACUGCAUCCAGAUAUACACAUUUUCCCACUGCAGCCAACCCCCAGUUCUAUAUGAUGUGUUAUAAAUAGAUAUUGGUUAUUGAUCAGACUAUUACUAGUUUGAACCUCAGUUAAUGAUUGAGCACUGCCAUCUUGUGGUUGAAAAGAAGUAUGUGUUUAGAAUUACCAUUCCAUCUUUGUUUCAUGGAUUAGCAUGCACAUACACACAGGUGUGGACAUCAAAAUGUUGGGUUUGUGCACUAAACCAAGAAGUAUUAAAGGUAAAUGCAAAAAUGCCAAAUUAAACCAUUUCUGCCAAGCAGCUUUCCAGUUUGGCUGUUUUGUCUUUAGAUUUGGAAUUCCCUUGUCUGUAGUGAAUAAACUCCUUUUUAUGUGUAAAAUGUGAAGGGAUGAGGACACUGAAAGCACAUGUAUACACCUCUAUCCAAGAGCACUUGCUGGCCUUUUAGUUAUAGAGCGAUUGGGAGCUCUCCAAGUCUUCCUUUCAACAUCUUAAAGUAACUUCAUAUAAGUCUUUAAGGUUUUCUGCAAAGAUUUAGGAUAAUAGCCAAAUAUUUCCAUUUGUUGACACUGCACCAUGCCAACUGGAAAGGAGGAGAAUAUCACAUUUAUUGGUAAAGUAUAAAUUCUUUCUGUCCAAUCUUAUCUGAUUAUUUUGUGGUAGACUGUAUAUUUCUUUCUGUGAAUUGAUAUAGUUCUAUUUUAAUAAAGUGUUUUAUUCACCAAACCCCUGAAUUGCAGAAAUCAGGCUAAAGCUAAGCAGUGACUGUAGCUGAGGUUUAUUGGAAUGAGUGGGUUUACAUAUUACAAUAAAGGGGUUACAUUGGUUCAAGUUAUUAGUGUACAGAUGAUUAUGGUCUCACUUCUCGUGGAUAAAUGGAACUGGUCAUAGGAAAUUUAUGUCCCAAAGGAGAGGAGUUCCUGGGAAGACGCCUGUGCUUUUUUUUUGAGGGGGGGAUGAUUAGAUUUUGACAGGAGCCCUAAAAGGUGUCUCAUUUGGAUGAAGGGCUUGUGCAUUGCUGUAUUUGUAAUAUAAGCAAUAAUAAAUGUAUUUGUCCAUAUUAAAGGGUUUUCCGAUUCUGCUGUGUCCUCUCAUCCCGACUUGAAAUUCCAUAUUGUUUUGUUUACUCCAAGCAGGCCUUUCAUUGCACCAGAUAAUCCUAUGUUUUUGUUUUUCCCUUUAUAUCCAGCAGCUCUCGCAGCCAGUCAGCAGCGGUUACUCCGUCCAGCACCACCUCUUCCACACGGACCGCCACAGCAGCACCAGUCACUCCGGCUGCCGUUCCUGCUGCUACCCCUAGCCCAGCAGUGAGCUCUGGCAACGGGGCCAGUGCAGCAGCAAGCCCCACGCAACCCAUUCAGCUGAGUGACCUUCAAAAUAUCUUGGCUACAAUGAAUGUGCCGGCCACCGGGGAAGAUGGGCAGAGAGGUACGUGUAUAACCUGUGCAGGGGACUGAUCUGUAGGUCAUUUUUUUUUUUUCCUCUCCACGAUAACUAACCAGUACAAUGCUUUGUAACGCUCCCAAACUGAGCUCCUCCUUACAUAGAAACAUAGAAUGUGGGGGGUGGGGCUCCUGAGGAAUUCAGCAAAUUUUGGGCAAAUACCCACUUAAUUCAGCCUGAAACACACUGGAAACUCGUGGAACAAGAGCUCGGAGUGUCCUGGUGCAGCUAGAGCACCUGAAAUCGGGUGACUCUGGGUCCCAGUGAGAUGCUCUGGGGCAUGGGGACUGAGGCCUACCGGGGGGGAGGGGAGUGGAGCGGACGGCCGCUGCCUCACUUUCCACCCCGACUAAAGAGACCCACAACGCGGCUGGGGCCCUACCGGCCCCGUUCUCCCCCCCCCCCCUUGCAACGGUGGGGGUUAUCCCUGUCCCCACCAGGCAAGCAAACACCUUCAAGGCGCUCCUGGGCGGGUCGCCUUCCGACAGCCACCUUGCGGCCCUAAAAAAAUGGCCGAAAGCAAUGUAACUACCUUGCAGACAGCUGGGGGUGAGUCGCACGGGCCGCGUUGAGGCAGGCCUCACACACCACGCAGCCGAAUCCAUGCACAUCCCUCGAAAGCACAGGUGGUAAAGAGGGGACGACGGCAAUCCACAAACCUACCGCCCAUUCACGCGACAAGCCCAAUAUAUGCCCCACUUGAGAACGCCUUACCUCAGCCUCCUACCACCAAGUCCGCAGACCCUCACUGGGGUAAGGCCCGGAAAAGCGAUCCACUCAUGAAAGCACAACAAUACCGCUACCCACACCCAGAUAUUGAAGUCUGCGCAGCACAACACUCGUACCCACCAUACGACCGAGUAAUAUGACCACACCGACCCCCGGCCACUAUGCCCUGUAGCGGGCCGUUGGGACCCAGCGGACCCUGGGUGACCUGCCGGGUAUAUCCCCAUGUCCAAGAAGAGCAUGCCCAGUAACAGCAUCCACGACACGACCUGUCGGCAGCUCCAACUCCUCACGACGGAAUACAUGAAGGGCACAAGCCGCGGAACUCACUGCAGACACCUCCACCAACAGACACUCUGGCGGCACUCACCGCUACACGGACAUCUAAGUCAGUAAGGUCACACUCAAACUGGCAAUACAUAACAGCCGUCACCACCCUGACUUUUGCAAACGGUGAUCCAACGUGCCGAAAUCUGCCUGGUGGUACUCUACUCUACUUAACUUUCAUUUAAUCUACUCUACUUUACCUUAUUUGACAGACCACCCUAGCUAAGCUAUUUGUUUUCUAAAAACGUCUGUGCACAUGUCUGUUAUAAAUAUAAGCUCACUAACUACACACUCAGCUUCUGACCCUAAGUAACCUCCUAGUAAAGAGCUCCAGACUAUGCGAUGGUCCCCCUUAAUAUAAACAACAGGAUUCAACAAGUUUAAAAUGUACAAAAGGUUAAACGUUAAUGUUAAGCAUGGAUAGCGAGCAUAAGUGCACAAAGACUAGUAUGUGUUUCCAUGUAUAAUGUCUAGAAUGCGCAGGAAGCGUAAAUGCACAUUGCUUAGCAAGCGCUGGAGGUCACCUUGACAAAGAUUAACUCUAUGUACUCAUGUUUUAUUAUUACUUACUCUCACUUGUACUUACAAAAAGUGCAAGUGACACUGUAUACCCCACUGUUACAAAUGUUAUUGGUAUAAGCGAGUGGAAUGCCUUUGGGGUACCACGAGCAUGUCUGUUAAACCUAUAUGCACAAAAAAACAAACAUAUAAUGUGAUGGCAGAUAAGAACCAUUCGGCCCAUCUAGUCUGCCCAAUUUUCUAAAUACUUUCAUUAGUCCCUGGCCUUAUCUUAUAGUUAGGAUUGCCAUCAUUAGUAAAUCAGUUAUGGCAACACAUACAACAAACACAUAUUUAAGAUUAAUGGUGUGAUAUUGUCCCUUUGUACAGCAGCUGCAAAUAAUCCAGGAAAUUAGAAACAGUUAUUCACUUAAAAUUAGCUUGGCAAUUCUCAUUUAGUAAAUAACCCUGAAAAAAAUGCUCCCUUUGCAGGGGGUUCCGCGAGGGCAGGUGCCUGUAUAAAUAUUAAAGGAAUUUAUUUUGUUUUCCUUUCAUCCCUUCGUUUCACUUCAAGAAAAAGGCUCUCAUGGUUAGUCACUAGAAUUAGAAUUGUUUUUAAUAUUUCACAUUUAAAGCUAAGAUAUCUAAGCUGGUAGCAGUGAGAAAUUGUCCUGACUUGGACAAUCCUCACCUUUAGUGAAUGCCCCUGUCUGUAAGCAGCACGGUUUGGAAGCCGUGUGUGACCCUCUCUCUCUUUAUUCCUAGUGGAUUUGGCCACUGUGCUCACUCCUGAAAUCAUGGCUCCUAUUCUGGCCAACGCUGAGGUUCAGGAGAGAUUAAUGCCAUACCUGCCAUCUGGGGAGUCUCUGCCACAGACUGCAGAAGAGAUUCAGAACACACUCACAUCCCCUCAGUUCCAGCAGGUAAGUGGUCUUGGAGUGCAUGGUAUCACGUAUGUAGCUAAAGCAGGGCUCUGGCAGUGUAUUUUGGGGGAUUUAGAUUACUACAUCUUCCAAUCACAGGUUAGAGAUACUGACUGAUCGUAGAACUCAGGGGUACAGAGCACAUUUGGGACUAUUUCAGCCUCUGGGAGAUAAACCUAAAAUGUAUCAGAAGACUUGCCUAUUACCAAGAAAACAGCCUAAGCUGGUACUGUUUGUGCGCUGCUUGAUGGCAACUAAGAUGUACAACUGAAGCCGAUGGGGAGGAGGGGAUAGUAUUGGAUACCAACCAUAUGAACAUGUCAGCAAUUCAACACACAGGCUGAAAUAGGAAAGUCUGGUUUUCAAUUCAGCAAUUUUUAUCCUAAAUUGUAAAACUUGCUUUGAAUUCAUGUUGCGUUUCUGCUUGAGUAACUGUCAAUUUACGAUGGUCAGUUAUCCUCACAUGGCAGAGGGAAUGCAGUUUGUGGCUGUUAUUUAAUGAAGGAAUUAGGGGGAAGAUGUUAUAGCUGAGGGACUUUGUGUGAUCUGUGUGAGGUCACAGCUCUGCUCCUGUCUGCAUGGAUAGUCAAUGUGUUUAAUGAAUCCUGAUGUCCCCUAUAAAGUGAAACAUGGCAUUUCCUGUAAACCUUUCAAUAUGCCAUUGCUCAGUCAGCCAAUGGAGAGCUACUACAGAGGAAUAAUAUAUCAAUGCCUGAUCCCUCUCUCCCCACCGCACACAGGCCCUGAGUAUGUUCAGCGCUGCGCUAGCUUCUGGCCAGCUGGGACCAUUGAUGAGCCAGUUUGGGCUGCCAGCGGAGGCAGUCGAUGCAGCCAAUAAAGGAGGUAUGUUUACCUGUUAAUAAGGAAUCUGCCGUGGCUCAUUUCUGUGAGCGUGGCUUAUUUUGUCUUAUCACCAUAAAGCCAAAUGUAUUUCCAGUAAAAUGCUAAUACUAGUUUUGGGUGCAGAUAAUCUGUCGUAGAUUUCUGCCGUUUAUUUAAUGCUUUGAGCUGAUAUCUCGUUAUUAAACCCGUACAUUUAGUUUAUGAUUUAUCUUUAUUUGAAUGUGUGGUGGUUUCAUGUUAGAAUUUGUAGAGGUCACAUUAUUUCUGUUGGCCGUUUGAUUUAAGGCUAAUUUUAAAUCGUUGUAGUAAUAGAUUAUCGUUAAAAUUUUUUUAAAUUCCUCUCACAUCAAACGGCAGCACGGAUAUGUGAGUGUAAAAGCAUUGCUGACAGAUUAGGAGACACCCAGCAAGGCACUGCCUGAUAUCUAUCUAUACAAUAAGGGGAUGUUCGAUUAGAGCUGAUAUUUCAUAUAUUGUGAUAUUUACCAACAGACUUUAGAUCCAGUUUGUGUUUUGUUUUCCUCUCACUAUAAAGUCCUGUUCUGUUCAUUUCAGAUAUUGAAGCUUUUGCAAAAGCCAUGCAGAGCAGUUCUUCCCAGAAAGAGCGAGACUCGAAGGAAAAGAAAGAGGAGGAAGAAGACAUGAGCUUAGAUUAAAUCCCACCUUGUCCCGUAUUGCCAAGCCUCUGUCAUGGUUUCUUGUUUUAUUUUUGCAAUGUUAAUAAAUGUAUUUCAGCGGCAGAUUCUCACAUUCUCUCUUCCCUCUGGCCCUGGCAU